Molecule: messenger RNA, 2639 nt
Organism: Macrosteles quadrilineatus (aster leafhopper)
Lineage: Eukaryota; Metazoa; Arthropoda; Insecta; Hemiptera; Cicadellidae
Product: NEDD8-conjugating enzyme UBE2F-like
Exons: 5
Coding region: 101-652 (183 amino acids)
Source: RefSeq, a predicted model, not a curated record
UGUACUUUUGUUAAAACAGAACGAUUUGUUGAGGUUGAGGUUACAAUCCUUGACAAUUAAGUUUUGUUUUGGGCGAAUGAUUUACUAAGGUGAAGGAGUAAUGAUUACACUCACUCGGAAAUUGAAAAAAGAUGCAAACGACAACAAAACUGUACCUGCUGGAAACUCAACCAAAAGAGUUUCAGUUCGAGAUAAACUUCUUAUCAAAGAGGUUCAAGAAAUGGAACAGAUGCUACCAAAUACUUGCAGGGUUAAGUUUGACGAUCCCCAUUCUCUCCAUGAGUUUAACCUGUUUGUUACUCCAGAUGAAGGUUUUUGGAUUGGUGGGAGGUUCUGCUUCCACGUUUACAUUACCGAAGAGUACAACAUGGCGCCCCCCAGUGUAAAGUGUUUAACAAAACUGUGGCAUCCGAAUAUCAGCGAAGAGGGCGACAUUUGCCUCAGUUUGCUGCGGCAAAACUCUAUCGACGGCCUAGGCUGGGCUCCGACUCGCAGACUGAAAGAUGUCAUUUGGGGGCUUAACUCUUUGUUUACUGAUCUGCUCAACUUUGACGAUCCCCUGAAUAUAGAAGCUGCUGAGCUGUAUCUGAAAGACAAGGACGCAUUUCGUACAAAAGUGAAAGACUAUGUGAAUCAGUUCGCCAAGAGAUGAUAAAACGACCUUCUAGUCCAUCGACUCUCGUGUACAAAUUGUGAUAAACUGUUUAUUGUGUGAUCAACAAUAUUUACCAGUAGCUCAGUCAAUAAAUUACAAGUGGAACUUGUCGUGCAAAAUGAUUCCAGACGGUUUUGGUUUGAACAUCACAUCGAAAGGUUGGGUUUGAUUAAGUUCUUUUUGCCUGAGAAUUAAGGAGACAUAGGACAGGAUUAGCAGGCUGACCCUGUCCUGCGUAUCUUACAUUCAAACUGAAAGGCUUGUAAGUAUGACGAGAAGAUUUGAGUUUAAACUGUGUUUAUUUACGCCAUUGCAUUUUUUUACAAUUGUUAUAAGUUGAGGUUGUAAUUAAUUUUGUUGCCAUAUUCUUACUUCUUCCCCCAACAUAGUGUGUGCUGUUGCUGUUACAUAAAUAAUGUAGGAUCUAUGAAGUAUCUAAGGGGUGUGUGAAUAGUAAUUUUAGAGUUUUGAUAGAAUAAUUUCUAGCGAAUGUUUACAUUAUUAUUUCAAUUUCAACCAAGGCUUGCCCAAUCAUCUUGAGUUUAACCUACAACAGUGUCCAUUGUUUUGAUUUAUGUAAUCUAUAUAAAAUACAAUAUUUUAUAUCACAUUCGCACACCCCUAUAUAAAUCUUAUUACGGUAAAUUUUGGUUCAAUAGUGUCAAAUAAUCUAAGAAUAUUUGAAAUUGCAAUUGUUACCAAUUUUUCCUAAGAAGUUUUUGGUAACUUGUUACUAAAAAUUCUACCACCUUUAACUGUUAGUUUACAUUUAAUUAGUACUUGUACUAAGUUCUUGAUCUAAUAUUCUAUUUUGUUUUUUUAAGGGUAAUUGGUUUGUAAAAGGUACGGUACAUGAGUAAGAAUUGAAAUCAGUCUAGCCUCAUUUAAAAUUAAAAUCUCUAAGCUUGUUUAAUGGUACUCGAGCUUAAUAAAAGCAGUCAAUGUUUCAAUCUGAAUAUUUUCCAAGCUUUUGUUGAAAGUUUUAUUAAUUUUUUUUUACCCGUUUAACACUUAUACCGAAACCCUGGUCUGACAGGCCCACGGGAAUUUUCAAAAACACAUUUUGGUAAAAUUGUUUAUUUGGGGAAUUCCAUUCCCCCAAUACCUUCCCACCUUUUCCUCCCCUACCUGUUGAUAUAUUUUUUGUUCAUUUUGCUUGGGUGCCGUGACCUUGACAGGUUGUCUGUUCAUAACAAGCCCUUUCAGAAGCCCAGCGUUAGUGCUUUAAAAGUGGGGUCUCACAGGCCCAGGGUUUCGGUUUGUGUGUUUCUAAGUGGGGUUCAUUAUUUUCAAAUAGGGUCUCACAGACCUGGGGUUUCUGUAAAAUUGUUUAGUUAAAUUUAAAUAGCUUUUGUCAAAGCGAAAAUAGCUGUUUUCAAUACAUGUGCUGUGUGACUAGGCUAUAAGUAUUUCUUAUUCUUCUUGGUUAAAAAACAGAUUCAGCUGGAGUCAAGGGUAUCAGCUGUACAUAUUUCUCGUUAACUCCUCCUCUAAUUUAGCAAAAAAAAAAAAAAAAAAAUAGUUUUGACAAGUCAAUUUAUUAGUGUAUUGUUAAUAAAAUUUCAUAAUCUUGUUACUGUUAUAUUUCACUACAAGAACUAUCCAGUUUGGUUAAUUGCCAUCUUUUAUAAAUCUGAACAAAGCGGCUAGAAUGCAUUACAAACGUGAUAGCCUUUUGGACAUACCAGUCUGAACGUAAUGCUUUAUUUGAGUUUUUUUUUAAGAGUCUUUUAGUUCACUUUUUUUCAUCGAUCCUGAGAAAAUACUGAUUUUUGAUGGUUCAAAACUGGACCCAGCUGUUCCUGAUCAUUGGGCUUUAAAAAAUUAUCCUGACUAAUGAAACAGCUGAUCUUAUAUUUAUUUACUGAGCUACAUCGUGCAACGGCAUUUCCUUACUUAUGUUCUGUGUACUUUAACCAAUGUGUCUAAUGUUAUUUUUCCAUUAAGUUGUAUAUUAUAAUGAAUAAAGACUGUUCAUGAGUAA